Messenger RNA from Brassica oleracea var. oleracea, 1041 nucleotides. RefSeq lists its product as uncharacterized. The transcript is spliced from 4 exons. Lineage: Eukaryota; Viridiplantae; Streptophyta; Magnoliopsida; Brassicales; Brassicaceae. The record is from RefSeq and is a predicted model, not a curated record. The coding region runs from base 1 to 1041 and encodes 346 amino acids.
AUGAAUUAUCCAGCAAAUCAAAGAGACGAGGUUAGACGUAGAUAUCUGACUAAAGGUCCAUGCCAACCUUAUGGUCAUAAAUUUAAACAAAUAUUGAUAUCUGGUUCGACAAGGCGAUUCAAUCCAGCUUGGUUUGAUCAAUAUGAAGGGUUUAGUAGUUGGAAUAAGCCAGAUAGAUUGCUUACUCAUAUGGGUAAACCACCCAACAGUACUCAUAUUAUUGCUGCUCAGAUGUGUGAGGAUUUGAUGAAUCAAAACCAAUCUAUAGUACAUGCUCUGUUUAAGCAAGAUGAUAAGGUGAAAAGUGAGUAUCGUAUUCGCUUAAAUGCUUCGAUUAAUGCUUCCAGAUUCUUGUUACGACAAGGAUUACCUUUUCGUGGCCAUACUGAGAAAGAAGAGGCUGUGAAUAAAGGAAAUUUCUUGGAGCUUGUGAAAUACACAGGAGAACAAAACGAUGCUAUAAAGCAGAUUGGUGUUGUUUUACGGUUUGUUGAUAAAAGAGGAGCAAUCAAAGAAAGAUUUAUUGGAGUUGUUCAUGUAAAAGAAACAUCUUCACUAGCUCUAAAGUCUGCUAUAGAUGAUUUGUUUGCUAGAUAUGGGAUCAGCAUUAAAAAUGUGAGAGGACAAGGUAAUGAUGGAGCUAGUAAUAUGAGAGAAUCCACUAAGCGAGAACUGCAGAAGCUUAGAGAUGAUGGUUGGGAAUUGCUUAUGGCUAAGGUUGCUUCUUUUUGUAAGAUACAUGAUGCUGAAAUUCUUAUCAUGGAAGAAGAUUUUGUUGAUCGUAGGAGACCAAGAAAGAGAACUAACAUAACCAAUAUGCAUCAUUAUAAGGUCAACUGCUUUUGCACAGUUCUGGAUUUGCAAAUUCAAGAGUCCAAUGAUCGUUUUACAGAGGUAACCAUUGAUCUACUUAUUUGUAUGGCUUCUUUAAGUCCGAUUUAUUCAUUCCAUGGGUUUGACAAGGAGAAGUUGGUGAGAUUAGCUAAGUUCUAUCCAGAUGAUUUUAGCUAUGGUGAGCUUUUAUCUUUAGAGCAGCUUUAA